GCCACCCACGAUGAGGACGGCGCUUCUGCUCACCUGGACGGUAUCCCUGAGUUACUUUGCAGACCCGGGGUUGGCAGCAUAUUUCUUCCAACAGCCAAUGGACCAAGUGAUCGUAUCCGGACAGUCAGUGACGCUGGCCUGUGUGGUUAUGGGCUACCGGGGCAUGGUUCAAUGGACCAAGGAUGGACUGGCCUUGGGGGGAGAAAGAGACCUGCCUGGCUGGUCCCGCUACUCCAUUGUUGGAGAUGCCUCUGCGGGGCAGCACAACCUACGGAUUGACUACGCUGAACUGGACGACGAUGCCAUCUACGAAUGCCAGGCCACCCAGGCGGCGUUGCGCUCCCAGAGGGCCAAGCUUACCGUACUCAUCCCUCCCAACGACCCUGAGAUCCACAAUGGUCCAAUCGUGCACGUGAUAUCCAACAUCCCCUACAACUUGUCCUGCCGGGCUACUGGUGCCAAGCCAGCCGCCGAGAUCAGCUGGUACCGCGACGGACAACGGCAAGAGUCUGCCGUGUACUCCAAGGCCUUGAUGGAUGACGGCAAGCGAGAGGUGGCGGUCAGCACCCUCCUCUUGAUCCCCAGCAGCCGGGACAUGGGCAGCUCCUUCACCUGCCGAGUCAGCAACCCAGCAGCCCCAGCUGGCAAGCAGACCACCGUCACCCUCAAUGUGCAAUAUCCGCCUGUUGUAAUGCUGUCAGUGCAACCACAAACUGUACCUGAGGGUGGCAAAGUGAGCUUCCUCUGUACGGCCACCUCCAACCCUGAAGUGACGGGCUACAGGUGGGCUAAAGGAGGGGUUCCCAUUCCGGAAGCCAACGGUGACAGCUACGAGGCGACAGUUGACCAGUCCUUCUUCACUGAGCCCGUGUCCUGCGAGGUGUCAAAUGCUGUAGGAAGCACCAACGUCAGCACGCUGGUGGAUGUGCAUUUCGGACCCCGCCUGGUCUCUCAACCCAAGCCCCUGACGGUUGACGUCGGAGCGGAUGCAUCUUUCACCUGUACCUGGACUGGGAAUCCACCUCUCACCUUGGCCUGGACGAAGAAGGGAUCUAGUGUGCAGGUGCUGAGCAAUGGCAACACCCUGCACCUCAAGGCGGUGACGCAGGAAGACGCUGGUGUUUACGUGUGCAAAGCCAUCGUGCCACGCAUUGGAGUGGCUGAGAAGGAGGUGACGCUGGCUGUGAAUGGUCCACCGAUUAUCAGCACAGAACCAAGCCAGCAGACAGCGGUAGGAGCCAAAGCCCGGCUGGAGUGCUUGGUGGGAAGCGUUCCACCUCCUGACAGGAUCGCCUGGGCAUGGGGUGAACGGGUGCUGGAUGCUGGCUCGCUGGACCGCUUCACGGUGGACACUGUGGUGACAGACCAAGGGGUGCUCUCAGCUUUGCUGAUCGACCCGACCCAUGACGCUGACUAUGCGCUUCCCUACAACUGCACAGCUUGGAACCGCUUUGGCGCACGCUCCGUCGCGGUCACCUUGCGCCGCCAAGAAGUCUGGUCCGUCCUCAUCUUGGGUGCCAUGGCUGCCUCCGGAGUUGCUGCCCUCCUGAUCCUAGUUGUCUUCAUCUCCCUCUGUUACCGGCGCAAGCGCUGCAGAAAAGCCAAGCGGGGAACGCAGCUCUCCAAAGCGGACAUCCUAGUGCAAAUCACGACAAGCGAGAGCAGCCCCAGCAGGCCAAGCGAGGCGGAAGAGGAUGGCAAGGAGCCCAUGGCCACGAGCAGCGAGUCUCCAGGGACCUCCCACACGGAGCACAGCGAAAUCCUGGAGGAUGACGAAGGGAGCCAGGAGCUGAAGGAUCCCACCAAUGGCUACUACAAAGUGCGUGCCCAUGAGGAGCCAUGCCUGGGAAGCAGCUUCUCCGAAUACACGCCAGCCCCCCGGCCAUUGUUUGGGGCCACUUCUCUGUAUCCUUCCACAGGGCCGGUGCAACCCAAGCUGUAUGAAUACGCUCACCGCUACACCUUGGGCACCCCUGGUUCCCGCUCGGCCUAUGACCCCCACGAGCGACUUUUCCCUCAGGAAAACAUGUACAGUGGUACGGCCUACCUCACAGCCCCCUACAGCCGAGCCUUCACCAGCUACGUCAAACCCAGCAGCUACGAGAAGGCCGAGAGUGGUUACGAACAGUCAGACCAGGCCAGCAAGGCCUCGGGCUGCUCGCGUUUCUCCUAUACCUCCUUGUCCCAGCAGUCUGACUACGGGCGCCCUGCUCACCAACGCAUGCAGACUCACGUAUGACUCAUACCUGACCCCUGCCAAGCUCUUUUCACCUCUAGAGAGAGAAAAGGGAACGGACGCUCACUUUGGCUAACAGACUCCCAACGGCCGGGUGAUAAGACUUGAUGUCCUUGAGCUUGCCUGGAGGAUGCACCAUUUUCAUCUUCCGGGGAAGAUGGCAGGUAGCUGGCUCAGCAAUCCCCAGUGGCAGCAAACCAAGACGGCCGACGGCCUGCUUGUCAUCUUCCAACUGGAACUGGCUCCAUCUCGCUUUGGCUGUGAGGAAACCAACCUGUCGACUGCCUUCCUAUCGGGACCUGAAAGUGGAUCCUCCGUGUUGAAAUGCACCCCUCUGUGGAGAUGGAGAAGAGGCUCUUCAUGAGUUGUCUUGGCCUGUAAGGAUCUGGAUUCAAAAUGGAGGAUGUUGUUGCUUGACGGACAGAAGCGUGGGCGUAAGGAACCGGCGGGUGCUCCAGGUGGUGCACGAGAUGGUGCUGUUACAGCCUCUGCAAUGGGACUACGUGACACUUGUUCUUGGCUCCCCAACGGAGUUGCCCCGAGGGCAAUCUCCAGCCACGAAGGCAAGACUCUCCCGCCAUUGCAUGAUUCUGGAAAAUCUCUACGCAUGGGCGCUAGUGCUUGCAUUUUAAUUUUCCUGGCUUGACUGCUGUGGUUUAAAUAAUUCCCUCUUCCCCCUCUUUAGCAGGGGUGGCUCUGAAUGGAUACAAAUGCAACUAGGUUCCCACCCAUCCCCUUUAAUUAAAACAACUGGUGCAACUUCUAAUAGAAAGGCGCCUGCCACGUUACGCAAGUCAGAUCAGAAAGUGGCGCUGGUGUUCAACAGUGAGGCCAGAAUGAGACCUGGAAGGACUCCUUGGGCACAAGCGUUGAAAUGACUAGAACUGGGUUGAGCAUUUAAAAUGCCAUUUUUAAAAAUCCAAGGGAGGAGCAUGGGAAAACACAGAAAGCUGAAAGACGAUGGGAUCUAUUGAUUUCGUUUCUGUGUGUGGUAUAUAAUAAGUUAUUCCUUCUGAUUACUUUUUGCCUUAAGCAUAUUUCUCUGCCGUUGGAUUUUAUUUUAUUUUAUUUUUGACAUGUUUGUUUUGAUCGUUCCAGAAUCACCGGGGUUGGUUUCGUUUUUGCUUUGGUUUUGUUUUCUUCCUGUUCGUUUUGUAUUUUGCAUUUUUGAGAAUGGGAUUUCACAGAGAGACGCUACGGCUAUGCCUGUUUGGAUGUGUGGUGCUUUAUAGCAGAAGAGGAGAAAUGAUCGAUGUCUUGCCGAAAGGAGAGUUCAAAUAUUUAUAAUUAAUUUUUAAAAAAAAAAAAAACACAUGGGAGUGA
Messenger RNA from Elgaria multicarinata webbii, 3559 nucleotides. RefSeq names its product kirre like nephrin family adhesion molecule 2 (gene KIRREL2). Gene Ontology annotation, cellular component: plasma membrane; cell-cell junction. Gene Ontology annotation, biological process: cell-cell adhesion. Gene Ontology annotation, molecular function: cell adhesion molecule binding. The transcript is spliced from 15 exons. NCBI's taxonomy places the organism in Eukaryota, Metazoa, Chordata, Lepidosauria, Squamata, Anguidae. The coding region runs from base 11 to 2239 and encodes 742 amino acids. The record is from RefSeq and is a predicted model, not a curated record.